CUCUUUACGUCUGGAGCCUCCGGAGUAGGCGUUUCCGGCCAUUCAUACUUCCAGUUCGUCGUCCCUCUGUUCUCUGAUUUUGUGCACUAUCUGGUGGAGAAAGUGACGCCGCCGCUAGGAUGAAGCUUGUAAGGUUUUUGAUGAAACUGAGUCACGAAACUGUCACCAUUGAAUUGAAGAAUGGAACACAGGUCCAUGGAACAAUCACAGGUGUUGAUGUCAGCAUGAAUACGCAUCUUAAAGCUGUGAAGAUGACCCUGAAGAACAGAGAGCCUGUACAGCUGGAAACCCUGAGUAUUCGUGGAAAUAACAUUCGAUACUUCAUUCUGCCGGACAGCUUGCCUCUGGAUACACUACUUGUGGAUGUUGAACCAAAGGUGAAAUCUAAGAAAAGGGAAGCUGUUGCAGGAAGAGGAAGAGGUCGAGGUAGAGGAAGAGGACGUGGUCGUGGUAGAGGAAGAGGGGGUCCUAGGCGAUAAUGUCUCUGGAGAUUAUUUCAAAGUGAUAAGUGAUGUGGGAUAUUUUUUGUACAGGUUUUGUUUGUUUGUGUUAGUUUUUAAUAAACGUAAAUGUUCCAAGACA
Messenger RNA from Echinops telfairi (small Madagascar hedgehog), 582 nucleotides. It is a transcript of the gene SNRPD1, whose product is annotated as small nuclear ribonucleoprotein D1 polypeptide. The record is from RefSeq and is a predicted model, not a curated record. The transcript is spliced from 4 exons. Lineage: Eukaryota; Metazoa; Chordata; Mammalia; Afrosoricida; Tenrecidae. Gene Ontology annotation, biological process: spliceosomal snRNP assembly; RNA processing. Gene Ontology annotation, cellular component: U1 snRNP; catalytic step 2 spliceosome; U5 snRNP. Bases 120 to 479 code for a protein of 119 amino acids. Gene Ontology annotation, molecular function: RNA binding.